AUGCAUGGGAGGGUUUGUGAAGAGAGGAGCAAAGGUCAUCGUCGUCGGCAUAUGUUUAGAGCUCCUUCGCGUGUAAUUGUGAGCGCUGAGGCUGUUGGUUCUUCGUCUCUCUCUCUUUCUUCUCCUACUUCCUUCUCUAAGGACGGACGCAGGAUUAGUGUUGGUGACUGUGCACUCUUUAAACCACCUCAGGAUUGUCCUCCGUUUAUUGGUUUGAUUCGUUUGGUCAUUCCUGAUAAAGAAGGCAAGUUAAAGCUGCGUGUGAAUUGGCUGUAUCGUCCUGCAGAGCUAAAACUUGGCAAAGGCAUCCUUUUGGAAUCUCAGCCGAACGAAAUCUUUUAUUCCUUUCACGAGGAUGAGAUUCCGGCUGCAUCCUUACUGCACCCGUGUAAAGUUACCUUUCUUCCAAGAGGCGUUGAACUGCCGUCAGAGAUCUCUUCAUUCGUGUGCUGGCGAGUUUAUGAUGUUAUGAACGACUGUAUCUGGUGGCUCACUGAUCAAAACUAUAUCGAUGAACGACAACAAGAAGUAGAUAGAUUAUUGUGUAAGACUCAUUCCGAGAUGCAUACGACAUUACAGCAGGGUGGUCGUUCCCCUAGUUCAACGAAUAGUCCGACGACAUCGCAAGUGAAAACGGGAAGGAAGAGGGAACGUGGUGAUCAGAGUUCCGAAUCUGUGAAACGGGAACGUCGGAUUGAUGAUAGUGGCUCUGGUUUCCUAAGGACAGAAAGUAGUUUGAAAUCUGAGAUUGCAAAAAUUACUGAGAAAGGCAGGCUGGUGGAUUCUGAAGGGGUUGAGAGAUUGGUGCAGCUCAUGCUGCCUGAGAGGAAUGAGAAGAAAAUAGACUUGGCUGGACGAUCAGUUCUUGCAAGUGUUGUAGCGGCGACAGAUAAGUUUGAUUGCCUCAGUCGUUUUGUCCAGCUCAGGGGAUUACCUGUUUUUGAUGAGUGGCUUCAGGAAAUUCAUAAAGGGAAAAUUGGGGAUGCGAGCAGUCCUAAAGACAAUGAUAGACCAGUGGACGAUUUUCUCUUGAUCUUACUUCGUGCUCUUGACAAGCUUCCGGUGAAUCUCAAUGCUCUUCAGACCUGUAAUAUUGGAAAGUCUGUUAACCAUUUGAGGUCACAUAAGAACCACGAAAUCGGGAAAAAGGCAAGGAGCUUGGUUGAUACAUGGAAGAAACGUGUUGAGGCAGAAAUGGAUGCAAAGUCUGUAUCCAAUCAGGGUGCGUCUUGGCCUGGAAGACCUCGUCAGUCUGAAGCUUCUCAUGGCGUUAGACAUUCAGGUAUAUCCGCUGAUGCAAGCAAGACAUCAUCGUCACAUCUACAUCCUUCUAAGUCCGUGUCCGUAAAAAUACCGUCAAAGAACAGCAUGAAGUCUGCAACCACGUCUCCAAGUUCUACCAGAUCAGCCCCGUCACCUGGAACAGCUGUUGCUGUUGUUAAUGAUGGGCAGCAGAGAAAUACCGGUGCACUCCAUAGAGAAGUUGGGCUGAGCAGGAGCUUCUCAUCUCAAAGAACUGCAUCUUCUGAAAGAGCAUCUCAAUCUACUCUUGAUGUACCUAUGGCUGAAGGGUGCAGCAAUAAGUUGAUCGUUAAGCUGCCAAAACGUGGUCGCAGUCCGGCACAGAGUGUAAGUGGAGGUUCCUUUGAGGACCCUGCAGCUGGUAAUAGCAGAGCUCCAUCACCUGUUCCUUCUGAGAAGCAUGAUCAAUUUGACCGAAAUGGGAAAGAAAUGAAUGAUACAUGUCGAGCUAAUUCUAGCCCUGAUGCGAAUACUGAGUCUUCGCAGAACAAUGACGUAAAAAAUCUAUCGACGGUUUCGGAUGAGGUAGCUGGUUCCCCUUCUGUUAAUGCUGGGGAUGAACACGGCAAGGCUGUUAAUGAUUCUAGUAAAGGUGCAGGUAUUGUCAAACCUACUUCUCCUAUGGUAGGAGAUGACGUCAAAACUGGAAAAAGGCAUGGUGGAUCGCAUAGUUCAAUGAAUGCCUUGAUUGAAAGUUGUGUCAGGGACUCUGAGGCAAAUGCUUGUAUGGCUGGUGCGGAUGAUGUUGGAAUGAAUCUUCUAGCUACUGUAGCUGCUGAUGAAAUGUCAAAAUCCCCUGUUGUAUCACCCUCUGUUUCCCGGGUUUCAGAUUCCGUGCUGAAUGUGGUGCCUGGCGAGCAAGCUGAAGCUGUUUCAAAGGAUCCCACCAUUGUUGACAUUGAGCAACAUGUCAGUAGUAGUGGCGAGCAGUUGGCGGCUUUAGAUAAUGUGGCUGAUUCUAAGGCAGGAGAUCUUGAUGAGAACUCUGAUUCAGAAAUCGAAGAAUUGCAAAGGUUGGUGGAUCAGUGCCUAGAAAGCAAUGAAAAUUCAGAUGAUGUUGCAUCAGAGAUAGGUCGAGCGGUAGAUACAACGAAAAAGACGAUAAACUCUGGCGUAAGUGAAUGUAAAGCCAUUGGCAUAAGUCAAAAUGCCGAUUCUUUGGCUGCUGAACAUUCUCCCUCUGACGUUGUUGGUGAUGAUAAGAAAGAAGAGAAACCAAAGGUGAUUUUGAGUUCUGAGCUAGUUAAUAAAAUGGGUGAAGGUGUAUCAAUUUUGUCAGAGGUUGCCAAGGAUAUAAGUACUGCAAAUGUUGACGGAUCAAUCACAGAAAAAAUGUCGGAUGAUGUUACAUCAGAUACAGCCCAAAGAGUGGCCUCAUCUGUGCCAGCUGAAAGUAAAGCCAUCGACUUAUGUCCUAAAGUAGAUUCUCUGGCUGUUACAAAUUCACCCUCUGAUGUCAGAAGUGAGAACAAGAAUGAGCAGAAAUCUCCGGUAGUUUUGAGUUCUGAGUUAGUUAAACAAUUGGGUGAAGGUAUACCAGAUUCUUCUGGGCUCUCCAAGAUCAAGCGUUUGGCAGCUCGUCUGGACUCACCUGCAAGUAACGGUGAACUUGAGCAUGUAGAAGCAUCUACUGAAGUCGAUAAACGGGGCACCACCGCAUUAGGUCCUCAAGUAGUAUCACCUAAAGUUGCAGAAGAUUGUAGGAGACCUAAUGGGUCUAGAGUGAGUGGUGCUAAUGGAGAUGAAGCGGAGGAAUGUACAUCUGUUGUUAGAGAUGUUCCUUCAGUUUCAGCUACAGCAGGGCCAGAGAUGGAAGCCAGAGUUGAGUUUGACCUAAAUGAAGGUUUUAAUGGGGAUGAUACACGAAACGACAAUGUAAAUAACUUCUCUGGAUCUUCAUCUUUGCCACCUACUCCUUUACAACCCAGUCGACUUCCUGUAUCCAUUACAGUUGCUGCUGCUGCAAAGGGUGCAUUUGUUCCGCGUGAUGAUCUGUUGAGAAAUAAAGCAACUGUUGGCUGGAGAGGAUCUGCUGCCACUAGCGCCUUCAGGCCAGCUGAGCCAAGAAAAGUCCAGGAGGUGGCGCCACUAAGCAUGAAUAAUGUGUCUUCCUCUGAUGCUUCUACAACCGCUGGCAAGCAAACGAAGACGUUUUUGGACUUCGACCUAAAUGUACCUGAUGAGAGAGUUCUUGAAGAUCUGGCUUCCCAAAGAUCUGCCAAUCCCACAAAUUCCUCUGGUGGCCUAGAUCUUGAUCUAAAUAGACUUGAUGAUCCAACUGAUUUGAAUAAUUAUACAAUAAGCAGUGGUCAUCGGGUAGACUCAUCUUUUCAGCAGGCAAACUCAUCUUCUGGUGGUCGUAGAGAUUUUGAUUUAAACGAUGGACCAGCUGCUGAUGAUGCAAAUGUUGAGCCAUCUAUGGUUUUUAGUCAACAUUCCCGAAGUGGCUUGACAUCACAGCCAAUGAUCUCCGGAGUAAGAAUGAGUACUGAGAAUAUGGCGGCUGGCUUCUCAUCUUGGUUUCCUGCUGCUAACAAUUAUUCAGCAAUGAGUACUCCUCAAGUCUUGCCUGAGCGAGGGGAUCAGCCUUUUCCGGUUAUUAGCAGCAAUGGACCGCAAAGAAUGGUUGGUCCUUCAUCUGGAGUUUCCUCAUUUACACCUGAUAUGUACAGAGGCCCGGUUUUACUGUCUUCUCCAGCAGUUUCAUUCCCGUCCACAGCGUUUCAGUAUCCCGGGUUUCCUUUUGGAACAAGCUUUCCUCUUGCCUCAGCAAAUUUUUCAGGUGCUUCAACACCAUACAUGGACUCUUCGUCAAGUGGCAGGCUUUGCUUCCCUCCUGUCAACUCUCAAAUAUUGGGUCCUGGAGUUGCCAUACCGUCUAAUUAUCCAAGGCCUUACGUCGUUAACCUCCCAAACGGUAGUAGCAAUGGUGGAGUUUCGGACGGCAACAGUGCAAAAUGGUUCAGAUCAGGUCUUGACUUAAACUCCGGACCAGGAGGGCAUGAAAAUGACGGUGGGAGAGAUGAAGCAACGCAUGUACAAAGACAGUUAUCUUCCUCUGGUUCUAUACCAUUGAAAGAUGAUCAAGCAAGAAUGUAUCAAAUGUUAGGUGGUGCUCUGAAGAGGAAGGAACCAGAGGGUGGAUGGGAUGGAUAUAAGCAAUCCUCAUGGCAAUAA
Molecule: messenger RNA, 4479 nt
Organism: Microthlaspi erraticum
Lineage: Eukaryota; Viridiplantae; Streptophyta; Magnoliopsida; Brassicales; Brassicaceae
Source: the annotation of a GenBank genome assembly